This is a messenger RNA of Sporothrix schenckii 1099-18, 414 nucleotides long. Its product is annotated as transcription elongation factor B, polypeptide 1. Lineage: Eukaryota; Fungi; Ascomycota; Sordariomycetes; Ophiostomatales; Ophiostomataceae. The record is from RefSeq and is a predicted model, not a curated record. Gene Ontology annotation, molecular function: protein-macromolecule adaptor activity. Gene Ontology annotation, cellular component: elongin complex. Bases 1 to 414 code for a protein of 137 amino acids. The transcript has 3 exons. Gene Ontology annotation, biological process: ubiquitin-dependent protein catabolic process.
AUGGCGAGCGAAUACGUAACCCUCGUCUCUGCCGAGGGCUUCGAGUUCGUCGUUCUGCGUGCUGCUACCGAUGUGAGCCCCAUGAUCAAGCGGAUGCUGGACCCAAAGAGUCCGUUUGCUGAGGCCAGGUCGGGUCGGUGCACGUUUCCUGAGAUCAGUACUCCCAUUCUCGAAAAAGUCACCGAGUAUUUCCAGUACUGGUACAAGAACCGCGACAAGGAGGACGUGCCCGACCUUGAUAUUCCAACAGAAAUGUGUCUGGAGCUGUUGAUGGCAGCUGACUACCUCGGCAUGGACAGUGGGUGUUUCCUGAGCUCGGCUGAACGCACAGAAAAGCAAUCUCUUACCAACGCCGUAAUACGCCACGAUACAUCGUCACCAUACGCUUCUCUUAUACUCAUGCAUGGCGUGUGA